GUGCCAGUACUUGCAGUGCAUAACGGAACGCACCCCUAUUCUGUAGUUCUCUAUCUUUUUCUGUUUUAGGGCCGGUUGUUCCAACUCUUGGUAAGUUUUACUCAACAGAUGGCAUAUCUUCGUCUCUUUUUUUAGAAUUUAUCUGAAAAGAGAGGAAAAUAUGCUGUCGGGUAAAACUUACCAAGAAAAAUCGGCCCUUGGACGCGCAAAUGUAAAAAGGAAAUAUUUUGUUGCCUGUUUCUUAGGUUCCGCUUCCCUCUUGUGAAUUAUGUGAAAAAAAUAUCCCUAGUGGGAAAAGCGAAUCAGAUCUUUAGAGAGCAAAAGGUUUCAGUAUAGAAGUGGACAGCGUGUGGAAACUGUCUGUAUUGAUCAGAUAUAAAACACGUGCUUGUGCUCUAUUAAAUCGCUAGAUACAUACGCAAUAUCGUAAUAUUUUAAUUAUAAUUUAAUUUUAAUUUAUAAUUUUAUGUGUUUUUGCAAGAAAAAAUUAAUUACACAAAUAAUCUGUUGCCAUCACUUAGAUUUGUAUUAUAAACUUGUGUUAUAUUGAAUUUCUUUGUAAUGGCGACGAUAGAGGAUCUACCUAACGAGAUAAUAAUCAUCAUUCUAAGCUAUAGCGAUAUUACUAUUGAGGACGUAAUUAACUUCAGAUGCAUAUGCAAGCGUUUCCAAUGUGCAGCCAAAAAUAACAAAUUCAAGGAAUUAAAGCUUUUACAGAGAUGGUCUUCUGUGAAGAAAUUUUAUGACACACAAUCUAAUGAAAAUGAGCAGAAAGAAUCUGAAGAGAAUGAAGGGAAGGAUAAAAAAAAAUUAAACUUUAUAGAAAUAGGCGUAAAUUGUAUGAAAGAAUUACACAAUUUUAUAUUCCAAAUAAUAGUAAAAUAUUAUUGUGACUCAGAUCAAUAUGAUUUAAUCGAUUAUGCAGAGAGAUUUGAAUAUAUUUUUCGAAAACAUUUUCAAGAUGAGUUUGAAAAAAUUAUUAAUAAACCUGAAAAUAUCAUAAAAUAUUAUUUCUUCAUUGACGAAUUGAAAAGAAUGAUUACACAAUCUUCAGGUUAAUAUAUAAAUCUUCCAGAAUUAAUAACGAUCAAAAUGAAAAAAUGAUUAAAAUGGAAUUAUUUCGAUAUAUGAGGAGAAGUUUUCUGAAGGAAACAUCGAAAAGAUUCGAUGCAAAACUUUGCGAGAAUCAGCUACUAGAAGAAGCUGUUACUAUUGAGAUUCAAAUCGCACAUCCUGAAAAGAUUGUAUUUUACUCAUGUGUACAAGCAUCAUUAGAUGAUAUCACACAAAAAGUUCGAAAUCGCCUUAGAGAAAAACAUCCCAACCAUUUAAUAUUCUCAAUUACCGAUGAAACUUUUUCCUAUUGGAAAAACAAUACAGAAAUGCGUGAUAGUUUCUACAACAAAGAAGAAGAAUUGCAAAUUUGGGAUGCACUCGCGGAUAUUUUCGAUAAAUUAAACUUUCAACUAUGUAAAUCGGAAGACAAAAAUGUGGAGAACUUAUGUAUAGAUGAUGUCUUAAAAAAUAAAUAUGGUCAACAUGUGAUUUUAUUAAUAAUAUAUCACAGCGUGGCCAGAAGACUUGGUUUAAAAACUAUCAUAAAACCACAGGGACGUUACCAGUUUUCUAUGUUUUGGAUACCAAAAACUGCUUUGAGAACAGGAAACUUAACAUACUAUGAGAUAAGUUUUGAGCAAUUCCCAAAAUUUCUUCCCAGUAAAACCAGGACUCCGGUCCAGCACUACGGUCGGCAAACGUUAGGAUCUAUGUUGGAAACUAUAAAGUUGAUGUACUGUUUAAGAGAAUGCUUUUCUUCUUCUACAAAAACAUAUUAAUUCAAAUCGGACAUGAAGGACGCACUAUCAUAAGGUUCCGCUUCCCUCUUGAGAGUUAUGUGAAAAAAAUAUCCCUAGUGGGAAAAGCGAAUCAGAUCUUUAGAGAGCAAAAGGUUUCAGUAUAGAAGUGGACAGCGUGUGGAAACUGUCUGUAUUGAUCAGAUAUAAAACACGUGCUUGUGCUCUAUUAAAUCGCUAGAUACAUUCGCAAUAUCGCAAUAUAUUUUAUGUGUUUUUGCAAGAAAAAAUUAAUUACACAAAUAAUCUGUUGCCAUCACUUAGAUUUGUAUUAUAAACUUGUGUUAUAUUGAAUUUCUUUGUAAUGGCGACGAUAGAGGAUCUACCUAACGAGACAAUAAUCAUCAUUCUAAGCCAUAGCGAUAUUACUAUUGAGGACGUAAUUAACUUCAGAUGCAUAUGCAAGCGUUUCCAAUGUGCAGCCAAAAAUAACAAAUUCAAGGAAUUAAAGCUUUUACAGAGAUGGUCUUCUGUGAAGAAAUUUUAUGACACACAAUCUAAUGAAAAUGAGCAGAAAGAAUCUGAAGAGAAUGAAGGGAAGGAUAAAAAAAAAUUAAACUUUAUAGAAAUAGGCGUAAAUUGUAUAAAAGAAUUACACAAUCUUAUAUCCCAAAUUAGUUUUCGAAAACAUUUUCACGAUGAGAUUGAAAAAAUUAUUAAUAAACCUGAAAAUAUCAUAAAAUAUUAUUUCUUCAUUGACGAAUUGAAAAGAAUGAUUACACAAUCUUCAAGCGAUCAAAAUGAAAAAAUUAUUGGAAUGGAAUUAUUUGAAUAUAUGAGGAGACGUUUUCUGAAGGAAACAUCGAAAAGAUUCGAUGCAAAACCUUACGAGAAUAAGCUACUGGAAGAAGCUGUUACUAUUGAGAUUCAAAUCGCACAUCCUGAAAAGAUUGUAUUUUACUCAUGUGUACAAGCAUCAUUAGAUGAUAUCACACAAAAAGUUCGAAAUCGCCUUAGAGAAAAACAUCCCAACCAUUUAAUAUUCUCAAUUACCGAUGAAACUUUUUCCUAUUGGAAAAACAAUACAGAAAUGCGUGAUAGUUUCUACAACGAAGAAGAAGAAUUGCAAAUUUGGGAUGCACUCGAGGAUAUUUUCGAUAAAUUAAACUUUCAACUAUGUAAAUCGGAAGACAAAAAUGUGGAGAACUUAUGUAUAGAUGAUGUCUUAAAAAAUAAAUAUGGUCAACAUGUGAUUUUAUUAAUAAUAUAUCACAGCGUGGCCAGAAGACUUGGUUUAAAAACUAUCAUAAAACCUAACUAUCAUAAACAGAGACGUUACGAGCUUUCUAUGUUUUGGAUAUCGAAAACUGCUAUGAGAACAGGAAACUUAAGAUACUAUGAGAUAAGUUUUGAGCAAUUCCCAAAAUUUCUUCCCAGUAAAACCAGGACUCCGGUCCAGAACGGUCGGCAAACGUUAUUUGAAUCUAUGUUUGAAACUACGAGGUUGAUGUACUUUUUAAAGGAAUACUUUUCUUCUUCUACAAAGGCAUAUUAAUUCAAAUCGGACAUGAAGAACGCACUAUCAUAAGGUAUGUUAGUACUUUGUAAUAAUAUAAAAUAACAAUAAAAAAUAAUCUCUGUGACGCAUCUUUGUGACGGGUUUUAUAUUUCUUUAUUUGUGUAUCAAAACAUUAAAAUA
Messenger RNA from Nylanderia fulva, 3492 nucleotides. The record is from RefSeq and is a predicted model, not a curated record. NCBI's taxonomy places the organism in Eukaryota, Metazoa, Arthropoda, Insecta, Hymenoptera, Formicidae.